This is a messenger RNA of Brassica napus (rape), 1403 nucleotides long. Its product is annotated as salicylate/benzoate carboxyl methyltransferase. Lineage: Eukaryota; Viridiplantae; Streptophyta; Magnoliopsida; Brassicales; Brassicaceae. The transcript is spliced from 5 exons. The record is from RefSeq and is a predicted model, not a curated record. Bases 191 to 1369 code for a protein of 392 amino acids. Gene Ontology annotation, biological process: methylation. Gene Ontology annotation, molecular function: S-adenosylmethionine-dependent methyltransferase activity.
AUAGCAAUCAUUCUCAGAAAUCUCUAGAGAUUUAGAUAGAAUUUUGUGUUGAAACAACGUGGUGUGUUUCAAAUUGAAGAUGACAUGUCCCACAUUCAAUAUAUAAAUUUAAUGAUGUGUAGCCUCCCUCAAGAAACAUAUCAUAUUUUUAUGGUUCUUUUUUUCAACAAUUUUCUUUAAGCAGUGCUAAAUGAAUUCAAGAUUCACCCGUUCGAUUUCUUCCUCAAGGUGUGAUGGGAAGAGUGAAACCCAGAUGAACAAAGGCGAUCAGGAGGGUAGUCAAUACCCUUUUGUGAGUAUUUUAAGUAUGAGUGGAGGAGAUGGAAACAAUAGCUACUCCACCAACUCUCUUCUUCAGAGAAGAGUUUUAUCAAUGACCAAACCCAUCCUGGUUAAAAACACUAAAGAAAUGAUGAGAAACUUGGACUUUCCUGAAUGCAUUAAACUAGCCGAUUUGGGAUGUUCUUCGGGACAAAACACGUUCAUGGUCAUGUCUGAUAUCGUCAACACAAUCAAUACGUUAUGUGAAGAAAGCAACAAAAAACCUCCAGAGAUAGAUUGUUGUCUGAACGAUCUCUCUGGUAAUGAUUUCAACACGACGUUCAAGUUCAUGAUUUUUUUCAAAGAUAUGCUCACAAGCAAAAUACCAUGCUUUGUCUCUGGAGUUCCUGGUUCCUUUUACUCAAGGCUCUUUACUCGUAAGAGUCUCCAUUUCAUUCAUUCAAAUUACAGUCUUCAUUACCUUUCUAAGGUUCCCGACAGACUUGAGAAGAACAAGAUGAGUGUGUACAUAACAGGUUCAAGUCCUAUAAGUGAACACAAGGCAUACUUGAAUCAAUUUCAGACAGAUUUUACGACAUUUCUAAGAAUGCGCUCUGAAGAAAUGGUAUGUAAUGGAUGCAUGGUUCUCACAUUAUUAGGCAGAAAGACUCAUGUUGACCCAUUGUAUAGAGAUUGCUGCCAUUAUUGGACGUUGUUACCCCAAUCUCUCUCUGACCUAGUUUUCGAGGGUCUUGUGAGUGCAUCAAAAGUGAAGUCGUUCAACCUGCCGUUUUAUGAUCCGAACGAAGAAGAAAUGAGAGAAAUUAUUAGAAACGAGGGUUCAUUCAUGAUAAAGGACUUGGAGACACAUGUAUUUGAUCUCGGCCAUAGUAACGAAGAUUAUAGCUUGCAAUCAGAUAGAGCUAAAGCAGGGGAAAAAGAAGCUAAUUGCAUAAGAGCAGUGGUUGAAACGAUGCUUGUAGCUCACUUUGGAGAUGCCAUUAAUAUCGAUACAUUGUUUGAAAAAUACGCGCAUCAUGUUUCUCAGCAUGCUAGCUGCAAGAACAAAACGUCUGUCAGUCUAGUCGUUUCACUGAUUCGGAACUAAAACUUAAUAAUUAAUAAUAUUUUUUUAAUAUAAA